Molecule: messenger RNA, 1205 nt
Organism: Linum trigynum
Lineage: Eukaryota; Viridiplantae; Streptophyta; Magnoliopsida; Malpighiales; Linaceae
Source: the annotation of a GenBank genome assembly
UUUUAGACGGUUUUGUUACCUUUUCCACAUAGACCACUGGAAACCCGCCGCUCUCUCUCCCGACCUUAAAUAGAGCCCUUUCCCCACAUCGCAAUUCUUCGCUGCCUUACCCCCCUCCAAUUCCAAUCGCCGACCGACUAAAACCAUUAAUUCUUCGUCGAUUCAUUUGGCCGGCCGGAAAAGAUGUUGCGUGAUGAUCUGUCGUCGGAAAACGCCGUAACUGAAGCGGAGUUAAGGGCUGCUCUGAUGGUGUUUCCCCCCAUCACCUCCAUUAAUCUCGUCCGUAUGUUCAAAUCACGUCUCCGUUCGGCUGAGAACAAGAUGGCCUUUUCGAAAACACUGGGGAGAAUCGCCAAGAUCUCGAGGAGUGGAGGCGCAGCAGGAACCUACUCUGUUGUGCUGAGGAAUAACUCUACUGCCGUCGAAGGAGCAACUUCACCGCCGCCGCCGCCGACGAGGAGGAUGAGGUCAUUAGCAAGAUCAGGUUCCAGGCCUGUAACUGAAGAGGGGUUAAAGGCUGUUCUGAUGGAGGUUGCUCCCAUCACAUCGAUGGAUCUUGUUGCAUUGUUCAAAUCGCGUUUGAAGUCUUCCAAGGAUAAGAAGGCCUUUGCGGACAUGCUGAAGAGAAUUUCCAGGAUCUCGAAGGGAGAUGAUGGAGCCCACUAUGUUGUGCUGAGGAGCGGAGGUGGCAGUUCUGAAUCCAAUUCACUAAUCCAAUCCAUCAAUUCGUUAAAAAUAUCCGACUGAUACAAUUCAUUUCAAUCCACUCCAUUUGAAAUUCAGUUAGAUUGGUUGAUUCUUGAAUUAUUGGCAAAUUACAGUUUAGUACCUAAAUUUUUUAUUUUUUACAUUCUGGUAUCUAAAAUUUUUUACCACGACAUUUUAGUAUCUAUACUUUUUGCAUUUUACAUAUUGAUCCAAGGUUGAGGAUGUCAUUUGGAUUCAUGGAUAAUCCACAAAUCCACUUGAUUCGAUUCAUGAAUCCACCAAUCCAUUUGAUCCAUAGAUCCAUCAAUCCAAUCCAUUUGCCACUUCUAGUGACUUCGAGGCUUGUUUCUUCUUGGAUCUAAGUGGAAUGGGUAUUUGUUUGUGGCUCUCGUAGUUGUUGCCAAUAGUCAAUCCAGUUGUUAUUGGUUACUUAAUUAUUGGUCAUUCCUGUUAAUUGUGUAUGCUACUGUUUAUCUAAAUAAUUUUUCGUCCAACAG